Molecule: messenger RNA, 240 nt
Organism: Cylicocyclus nassatus
Lineage: Eukaryota; Metazoa; Nematoda; Chromadorea; Rhabditida; Strongylidae
Source: the annotation of a GenBank genome assembly
AUGGGAAAACUUUCCGAGGUACUGACGAAUAAAAUUGAAGAACUUGAUAGUACCAGCAAAGGUCCAAUUCAUGUUCUCGACGGUUCAAACGAAAUAGGCCAUGUGAUGUAUGACGGUUAUGACGGUAAUGAUGACCCCGAUCCCGACGAAGAUGGCUACUACAACUACGAACCAGUGCAGUCCUAUCCACCAAGCACCUGGAGCGAUUACAACGAGAUCGAAGACAACUAUAUACGUUAG